Adineta steineri is the source of this 1977-nucleotide messenger RNA. NCBI's taxonomy places the organism in Eukaryota, Metazoa, Rotifera, Eurotatoria, Adinetida, Adinetidae. The record is from the annotation of a GenBank genome assembly.
AUGGAUACAUCAACUACUGAUAUUGAAGUAAUAAAUGCUGAAGAAACACCUGUCAAUGGUGCUGAAGAUUCAUCAGCUGAAACAAAGCCGGGCAAACGAAAACGUUCUACUAAAAAAACCGUAGAAACUGAAGAAACAAAUAUAUCAAAUGGACGUCCAAGACGUACAUUACCAAAACGUGAAGAAGUACCAGCAGCAAUAGUCAAUGGUGCUGGUGAGAAAAAAAAUAAAACAAGAGCACAACGAAAUUCAGCAGAACAAGCAGCUGUAGAUGCAGAUGAUGAACAAGAACGAGAUAAAAACAUUCCUAUACUUCAUGAUGUAGCCGAUGUUGUUUGGGUUAAAAUGGGAGGACAUCCAUGGUGGCCAAGUCUUAUUAUUCGUGAUCCAAAUGAUACGACACGAUGUUUUACAAAAGUCAGCGGUAAUACACGUGCAAAACGAAUGUAUUUUGUGGUUUUUUAUGGUUCAACUGCUGAUUUUGCUUGGGUGCCCGAUGCAGCCGUAAUUCCAUAUCAAGGUGUAGAAGCUUUUACUAAAUAUGCACAAGAAAUUGUUGAUAAGGCACAAACAAAAUCUCAAAAAGAACAAUUGACAGAACGAUUUCAAUUAAAAGUUACUAUUGGUCGUCGUGAAGAUUGGGAAUUGGCUGUACGUGAAGCUGAUGAUUCACUUAAACAAACAAGUGAAACACGUCUAGAAGAAAUCGAUCCUAAAGUUCAAUUUUAUACAACAAAACUUGUUGCUCCAAAAGGUCAACCUGGUCGUAAAUCAAAAGCUUCAGCAAAUAAAGCCGAAGAAUCAUCUGAACCUUCUAAUGCAGCAUCACCAUCUGCUGAUCCUACUGAUCGUUCAUUACUUGCUGAAAAAACAUUUGAAUUCAAAUCAGACGAUGAAUCAUCUGAAGAGGAAAUGCCAGUUCGUAAAACUCCAUCAGUUAAAAUAAAACUUAAAAAACAAACAUCCAACGAUGCAGACUCAACAACAACAACGCCACCAGCUAAACGUCGUCAUAUGCGUAAAUCAACUGAGCCAACUGAAAGUACAACUGCUAGUGGAAAAACAAAUGGUUCAUCUUUUUCACAUGAACUACGAUCACCAAAAAAUACAAAUGAAGCACCUGUAGUUAACGGAAAUAGCACAGGAAGAAAACGUGGACGACCUCGUCUUAGUAAACCAUCAGUUAUAAUCAAUAAUGUUGAUGAUCAAAAGAUGGAUGUACAUUCCGAUACACCAGAAGUUACAACACAAAGAAAAUCAAUUACUAAACCACAGGCAUUCAUGAAAAAAACACAUCCAGUUGCAUCAAUGAAUAAUAUUCUUGUUGGUCAACAUCAUCGUUUUGAUACUCUUAUUGGUUUUCUUUCACCAUUUGAAGAACAAGAAGUAUAUGAGACUAUUGAGCAAAUACGUCCAACAAAAACAUUUGAAGAAGCUGAACAAAUAGCUCGACGUCGUUUUGAACAUAUACUCUGUGUAAAUCUUAAUAAAACAACUGUCACUGUUCCACAAGAAUGGUUCUAUUCAUUCCUUUUUGCACAUCCGAUCUUAAUCGUUAAAAAUCCACAAUGGUUCAAUGACAAGAAAAAUUCUGAUUCAUUAACUGACAAUGACUUAUUAAAUAAUGUUAAUCGUACUCAAUCAUCAAGUAGUUUACAAGUGCUUAAACAUCAACUUGGAGUUUUAUCAAAAUUAUAUCGUAAUGAAUUACAAAGUGUCUGUACAAUGAAUAAUCAAACAGAAUCAAAUAUUCGUCCUGAACCAUAUAUUUCAACGGGAUAUUUUAUUUCAAUAACUAGUGUUGGAUGUAUAUUAAUUCUUAUUCUAAUUAUUCUCUUUUUAUUUUUUACCAAAAAACAAAAUGAUUUUGCCUCUGACGAUUAUGAAUUAUCAACAGAUAGAAGUACAAGUAUUAAUGGACGAAAAUCAUCUCAAUAUCGUCGAUCGAAACAAUAUUCAUCGAUAGAUUCAUCUUAG